Messenger RNA from Alternaria arborescens, 1794 nucleotides. Its product is annotated as putative D-arabinono-1,4-lactone oxidase. Bases 1 to 1794 code for a protein of 597 amino acids. Gene Ontology annotation, cellular component: membrane; mitochondrion. The record is from RefSeq and is a predicted model, not a curated record. The transcript has a single exon. Lineage: Eukaryota; Fungi; Ascomycota; Dothideomycetes; Pleosporales; Pleosporaceae. Gene Ontology annotation, molecular function: D-arabinono-1,4-lactone oxidase activity; FAD binding.
AUGGCGCAGUCGCCUCUAACCGGCGUCAUGAUGCCUCCACGCUUCAAUAUCGAGCUGGACCGGACAGAUCCGGAUGUGCCCUUCCGCGCAUCUCAGUCGCACAUUCACCACACAUGGGCGCGGACGUUCCAUUCGCGGCCAGAGCUCUAUGUCCGACCGCAGAGUCUCCAGGAGGUGCAGAAGGUUGUGAAUCUCGCAAGACGCAUGCGAAGACGCGUCGUCACUGUGGGAUGUGGACAUUCACCCUCGGACAUAACGUGCACGUCGGCGUGGAUGAUCAACCUCGACGACUACAAGCAGGUGUUGAGCGUGGACAAGGAGCGCAAGACCAUGACCGUGCAGGCUGGAAUACGCCUUCAUAAUCUCAACUUGCAGGCAAAGAGCCACGGCCUGACAAUGCCCAACCUCGGUUCCAUCGACGACCAGUCGCUCGCCGGAGCGAUUGCGACAGCGACACACGGCAGUUCAUACAGCCACGGCCUUCUCUCCGACCGCGUUCAGAGUCUCCGUAUUGUGUUGGCCAACGGCCAGGCGGUACGAUGCUCGCCCCAGCAAUCCCCAGACCUCUUCCGAGCGGCCCUGGUAUCGUUAGGCGCACUGGGCAUCAUUGUCGAAAUCGAGUUUCAGAUGAUCGAAGCGAACAACGUCGAAUGGGUUCAGACUAUACGGCCGAUUGAAGACGUUUUGGCAGAUUGGAACAACGGGCUUUGGACAUCGAACGAGUUUACAAGAGUGUGGUGGCUGCCCUACAUGAAGCGCGCAGUCGUAUGGCGGGCAGACAAGACAGACAAGGAGCACCGCCAGCCAGAAUAUAACUGGUAUGGCGGCAGCGUCGGUUUCCACACGUAUCACAUUCUCCUCUGGAUAUCGCAGUAUGUCCCGCGCUUCCUGCCUUGGGUAGAGUGGUUCGUCUUCGGCAUGCAAUACGGCUUCAAAGAUGGUGCUGUCAUCUCUGCAGUUGGCGAGCAGCGUACUGAACUCUUGAUGAAUUGCCUUUACUCCCAGUUUGUCAACGAAUGGAGCAUCCCUCUUGACAAGGGCCCCGAGGCUCUGACACGACUGACAAACUGGCUUCACGGCGACGAACAAUCUUCUGGUAUCCCUUUCAGCACAAAAGGCCUCUAUGUCCACUCUCCCAUCGAGGUCCGUAUCGCAAACACCGUCAAUCGUGAACCACGUCCGUUCCUCGAUACUUCAUAUCCUGAUCAACCCGCCCUGUACCUCAACGCUACCCUGUACCGCCCCUACGGUCAAGAUCCACCCUGUCGCGAACGCUACUACCAGGCCUUCGAACACCUGAUGAAGGAGUACAACGGCCGACCCCACUGGGCUAAGAACUUCCAAUCCGUUGACAACGCUUACCUCUCUUCCGUUUACGGUAACGACUUGGACGAAUACAUGCGCGUACGCAAUGAAGUAGACCCCGAAGGCAUGUUCCUUGGUGCCUGGCACCGCCGAACCAUCCUCCCAUCCAAAACCGAUCUUCCCCUUUUGCCCCUCGAGGAAAAGGAAGUCAUACGCCGCGACAGACGCACUGGUGGUGUAGACUGGAUCGGAGAGCAAGGCCGGUUCGAUGGCGGUCUUGAUGUGUUUGAGAAGGCGGGUAGUGAAAGUGAGUCUGGAGAGAGUUUUGAUUACAUGGCAGGCGCAGAGGCGGAGAGUAGUGUGCUUUUGGAGGGGUUGAGUGAUGAGCUUGUUGUUACCGAGGAAAGUUAUGAGAGCCAUACCGAGUCGAGGCGAAGAGAGGGAACUGAGGAGUACAUUACGGGGACGAACGUCUUCAACAAGAUGUAA